AUGAGUCAUGCGGAUAAAUCUCAAGGAGCUACGACUCCGUCUCUUACAAGCUCAGCUUUAACAACCACUCCAAAAAAUCAGAAGCACCAGCACGCCGCAGAUCAAGUCCAACAAUCCGCGUUUCAUAAAGACUCUCCACAUAGGCAGUUCAUUGAUUCCAUGAACAUGGUUGUUAACGAAGCUUCCUCUGCUAUCGACAAAGAGGUGGGCCCCGACGUCCAAACCUUGAAUGUCGAAAAUGCGCUCAAUCUUUUUGUUAGAGAAGGCUACGUGGCAACUUCGAACAGCAAGAACAUGGAGAUGCUGCUGUUUAAGGUCAUACCGCAACUGCAAGACGAGACAGGUGUCAUUCAGCGAUCAAUCCUAAUUUACUACCUAUCAGCCCUCUACCUGGCGACACGACUGCCCUCCAUGCAAGAGGGCUCUUUUGAUAUCCCGACCCUUAUUAACCGAUAUACUCUCCCCAAUCUUCUCACCCUCGCACAGAAGACAAUUCAACUUAGAUUUAAUUAUGUGGCCCACUCUUUAAACCAAACGCACACUCAGGCAGAGAAAGCAGCGCCCUCAUUCAUGCCUGAGAUUAAUGAUAACGCAAAGACUCUAUCUGGAUCCUACUGGAAUAAGCUAUCUCUCAGCUCCGAUGAUGUUUACAAGCGAGUCAAUGCAUGGACAGAGCAUAGAAACAAAGUCAGAGAAGAGACAAGGCAGAAGGCGGAACUAGAGAGGGCAGCUGAUCUGACAUUUAGUCCAUCAAUUAACAGACGCCCUUCCAAGCAAGAAGAAAGGGAAAAGGCAAAGCAGACCAAUGCUGAUGUCGCUGGGAUUCAGCCUAGUAAUGUUAACACUCUAGAUGCUCGCAGACGGAUGGAAGAUGCUGCUGCUCUUAGGCUAUACGACCAAGGUAUGGCUAGGCAUACGCGAAUCCAGAAGCUUCACACAGAGCAUCUGAACGAUAAAAUGAGGCAAGAAUUGGAACAGUGCACCUUCUCUCCGCAGAUAAGAGAGCUUAAGCAACAUGUUAUUAAUGGAUCCGGACUAGUGUCAUCAACAGACAGCCACAGACGGUCUAUUGCUAGUGCCAUCUCACGAAUGCGUCAAUCAUGCACCUUCGAUACCCCCACAAAAUCCAUCAAAUCUGGAUCACGAAAACAGAGUCAGUCUCUUAUGAAAACAUUAGAUCUUGUUGUAUCGCCCUCGCCACCCUUCUCCACUUCUCGUAGCAUACGCUCGGUCACGCCUCGAGGACCGCAUGACGCUGCGGAUAAAAGCGUCAGGAGAAUCACCUCGUCGUCACCGUCACUAUCGCAAGAGAGAAAACUCUCGACUGCAGGGCUUUUGACGGAAGAAACAUAUAGCCAUAGAAAUCCCAAAGCCUCCUCUCACUCCGGUGGGUAUCAGCGUAGCGCAUCUGGGAGCUUCCGUCCGUCUACGUGUGACUCAUUCAACGCGCGAUCCUUCAAGGACGAUGCCGGCUUCAAAAGUAUGAGGUCUCUGUCUCGUUCAUAUUCCCCAAUUCAUCCAGCAAGGAAAGUAAUUAAUGAAUGCACGAACCCCUGUAGAAAUAUACUCUCUUUUGACGCUGAAGCCAGGACUACCUCACUACGUUCGAAAAAUAAUCCAGCGCGAAUUGCCAGUUUCAAAAACUACAAGAUGGAGCCAGAUGUGCAAGCGUCUUCAAUGCCGGCACUAACUGCCCAGCAGACUCGUUCCUUGUUCAUUCAAAAGACUUUCUUUGAGACGCACAAUCCUAGUCCUACCCUACCCAAGAGCAAAAAUUAUCAUGAACCCCACUGA
Giardia duodenalis is the source of this 1794-nucleotide messenger RNA. RefSeq lists its product as uncharacterized. NCBI's taxonomy places the organism in Eukaryota, Fornicata, Diplomonadida, Hexamitidae. Bases 1 to 1794 code for a protein of 597 amino acids. The transcript has a single exon. The record is from RefSeq and is a predicted model, not a curated record.